UCUUCUACCUCCCCCAACCCCCUCCCUCUUUUCUGCACACCCACCCUCAAUUCCCUUUCCCAAACACUCAACGCCAUUAAUCUCCACUUUCUCUCUCUAACCUUCCUCUACCUCCGAAUUAUAAGGCUUCUCCUUUCUCUCUCUGCCAUAUCUUGUUCCCCUUUGGCCGCUGAUUGCACCGUACGACGAUCAUGGGGUCGAUCCCCAAUCUCGAUGAGUUGACUAAGUUGACUCCACCAAGCUUCGACUAGUUCCAGCGGCAGAACCUCCUGAAGAAAUCCGAGGCCAUCAAGCUCAAAAUCCAAACCCUGGAGCACAAGACCAAGGCCUCACUCAACGACCUCAAGUAAUGCGAGGUCUCGAUCAGGGACAUCUGCUAAGUCGCGCUUGGCAAUGUCGAGAAGAGCAAGGAGGCAACGCUCAAGGUGCUGAAGAAAGCCCGCAAUGACGACGAGUACGGAGAGGUGGACGACGGCGAGGGUUCGCAGAUGAAUCUCAAGUUGUUGUGCUUAAAGAUGGAUUAUGGAGGGUUCUGGAGGUUCAUGACGACGAGGAAGAAGGAAUUGGAAGCUCUGAGGUUGCAGAUGCCUCUGGCUUUAGGCGAUUGUGUCAAUCUGGCGAAGUUCGUGCUAGAGGCAAUAUCAGAGGUUAUCGAGGAGUUGCCAUCAGAAAAUAAUGAGAAGGCUAUUGUACUUUUCAAGCUUGUCAGUUGCCCUCCCAUCUUCUCUCUUCGUUCCGAUUUGAUUACCAGCUUCAAAGACCAAUUUCUACGCUCCAGCCAUUAUGAUAUGAGACGAUCAGCUGAGGAAGAUGACGAGACUAUUCAAAACAACGCGAAUCGAUGUAUAGGUGUUGCUCCAUGGGUUCCAAGCUAGCUUCCGCCUGUGCUAUCAAUGGAGGUUUCGCAGCAAUCUGAGGCCUUGGGAAAGCUGAUGGAGGCUGAAGAGAUGAGAACAGUAGGUGAACAAGAGAGUGGAGAGGAGCGAUAUGGAAUGUGCAGAAGAGAGGGGUUGUAGAGGAAAAAAUGGGAGGGAGGGGAUUGGGGGAGGUAGAAGAGGGGUGCCUUUUUAAUUUUUUUUUUUAAUUUUUAAUUUCCAGGUGGACCUUUUAAUGACAUGUGGCGCCCAAUCAUUAUCCAUAUGGACGCCACGUCAUCAAUU
Molecule: messenger RNA, 1160 nt
Organism: Malus domestica (apple)
Lineage: Eukaryota; Viridiplantae; Streptophyta; Magnoliopsida; Rosales; Rosaceae
Source: RefSeq, a predicted model, not a curated record